Molecule: messenger RNA, 6715 nt
Organism: Miniopterus natalensis
Lineage: Eukaryota; Metazoa; Chordata; Mammalia; Chiroptera; Miniopteridae
Source: RefSeq, a predicted model, not a curated record
GUUCUUAUUUCUAAUCUGGUCCCCACCCCCGCUCCCUGUCACCCAGAAAUGAUUUACUUCCAUGUCUUGUUUGGCCAGUGUUACCUAACCCAUUGUCCUGUCAUGAUGAUGCAUUGGCCUGAUCUGUUAAUAUUAUUAAAAGCUUAUGUAUGCCUUUUGAAUAUUUUCUUGAAAUUAGCUGGGCUUUCUAGAGGUUUCUCCCUAAGGAGAUCAGGGAUUGACUCUGCCUAGUGCACUUUCAGUCAUUUGGCUGAUUCAUCAUCACCUCAGGUCACGUUUUUGGAUCCUUUCUCUGCUUGACCAUUGAGUGUGACCAUCAGUGCCGCACCCUCUUUCCACCUGGCUAUUUUUGUCACUCCCUGUACUCCUCAGUCCUUAUUUUGGGACAUGUCCAUGCUUUUCUAGGAGUGUUUGGCUUGCCCAGAGUUCCGGGUAUCUAUUCAUUUUUGUAGCAUACAUGUAGUAUAUACAGUAUAGAAACAGGUAUGUACUUGUGCUCCAUAGACAGUCACAGAAAAAAGCCAUAUUUUAAUAACACUUUCCAGCUUGUUGGAAUCAGUACAGAUAAUCAUGCAUGCCUUAUUUAUCUCUAUAUUACAACUGCCUUUUUGUGUACUGUAUACCAUUCGCUUUCGAGUAUUGUUUUCGAGCUGGCCUUACAGACUUCACCAAGAUGCGCGUCUCCUUUUCUGAUGGGCCAGACUGACUCAGCUUGGUCACCCUUUGUCCUUGGAGCACUGUCCCUGACAUUCCUUGCAAUAUCCUUGCUUUGUGAUCACAACAAGCUGUUCCUGUCCUACCCUGAUUGCUCCUGCUUUAUGACAUAGAAUCAGCCACCCUCCACAGGUUUUCAUAAGGAUUUUUCUGGUUUAAAUAGGUGAGGGCUCUGGAUUCUGCUCUUCUUACUGCAUUAAGUUUAUCUGACCGUUAAGACCCUACUUUACUGACAACAGCAAACUGAAGAUAAGUGUGCCUCCCCUCUGGGUAAGGGUACUGCUCCUGCCGCAGACUUGGGAGCUGCUGUCCCAGCGGUCAUUUUCAAUUGCAGUCGCGACGCCAAAAUAGCACAUUGGGGACUUGCAUAUCUGACAGUGGCUGUGGCACACCCACUCCGGCUGGCAGCUGUUCUGAAUACCCUGCCUGCUCUGUGAAGAAAGCCCCUCUGCCGCUCUCCUGCAAGGUCAGGUGCUGCCUUGGUCGCCAGGCUGCCUCCCAACUGCUUCCUGGGGCAUUACUGUAUAACUUCCCUGCCUUAAACCCCCUUCCCUUAGGGCCCUUUUCCUGUUAAGACCCUGCUGGUUGCCUUUUGAUUGCAUCCCUGACGGAGAACAUAUCUGCAUUUAUAAGUAAGUUUCCUAGAGAUAGUUCCUUAACCCAAGGGCCAGGCUGUAACCCUGUGCUCUCAGGAGGGACACCCGGAGAUGGCAGCACUUGGGAUAAGGUGAGCAGGGCAGUUGCACCUUCCGAAUCUUCCAGGUCAGCCCUGGUUCAUACUUCUCUUCACACUUGGAACCAUCUCCUCUUCUCAUUCUGGGCCGGGUUAGUGCUGUGGCUGGCUGUCUGUCCUCCUGAAUCCCAGGCUCUGAGGCUGUGCACUGUGUCUCUACCCAGCACGUUUAUAUCUAUUCAAACUAGGAAUAGCACCCCAGAUCCAGGAUUUGUUGGGCAAAGUGGACUUCACAGAGGAGGAAAUCAGUAAUAUGAGAAAGGAACUGGAGAAAUAUGGGAUACAGAUGCCAUCUUUCAGCAAAAUCGGGGGCAUCCUGGCCAAUGAACUGUCCGUGGAUGAAGCUGCAUUGCAUGCCGCUGUUAUAGCCAUUAACGAAGCCAUUGAAAAGGGAGCGGCGGAGCAGACCAUUCUAACACUAAGAAACCCAAAUGCUGUUUUAACUUUAGUGGACGAGAAGCUUGCACAGGAAUAUCAGAAGGAACUCUGGGAAGCCAAAAAGGGAAAAGAGGAAAAUGCAAAACUGAAGAAUAACUGUAUUUCAGAAGAAGAAAGAGAUGCAUACGAAGAACUGCUGACACAAGCAGAAAUCCAAGGCAAUAUCAACAAAGUCAACAGGCUGGCCGCAGUGGACCACAUCAAUGCUGCCAUUCGGGAGGGCGACCCCGAGAAUACGCUGCUCGCACUGAGGAGACCGGAGGCCCAGCUGCCUGCUGUGUAUCCCUUCGCUGCUGCGAUGUAUCAGAACGAACUGUUCAACCUGCAGAGACAGAACCCCCUGAACGCCUUGGCCCACGAGGAGCUCUUGGUUGCGGUGGAGAUGCUGUCUGCUGUUGCCUUGCUAAACCAGGCCUUGGACAGCAACGACCUCGUGUCUGUGCAGAAUCAACUCAGAAGCCCAGCAAUAGGCUUCAACAAUCUGGACGAGACGUAUGUGGAACGGUACGCAGAUGAACUAUUCUCCACUAAACUGGAGGUUUUGUCCCAAGGGCAAGAGACCUUAAGCUGGAAUGAAAUCCAGAAUUGUAUUGAUAUGGUUAAUAUUCAAAUUCAAGAAGAGCAAGACCGAAUUGUGGCUGUGGGGUGCAUCAAUGACGCUAUUGACGAAGGGGAUCCUUUAAAGACACUAGAAAGUCUGCAGUUACCUACAGCUAAGAUUAAAAAUGUGGACCCAGACUAUGCCCAGCACUACCAGGAUGUUUUAUACCAUGCGAAAUCACAGAAACUGAUGGACCCUGCUUCUAAAAUCCUUUGGCUGGAUGAGAUUCAGCAAGCCGUCUAUGAGGCCAACAUGGACAAGGACAAAGCAAAGCAGUGGGUUACACUGGUCGUUGAUGUUAAUCAGUGUUUGGAGAAAGAAAAGACAAGUGAUAUUUUGUCUGUCUUGAAGUCUUCCGUUAAUAAUGUAAAUGAUGUCAUCCCCGAAUGUGCUGACAAGUACUAUGAUGCCCUUGCGAAGGCAAAGGAGGAAAAAUCUAGACGUGUGUCUUCUGAAGGUCCUUGGCUCCACCUCACACUGCGGGAGAAAUAUGAUUACUACUACAAUGUCAAUUCAGAAGAGAGUUCCUGGGUCACACCUGAAUCUUGCCUGCCUAAAGAAUCAUGGCUCAUGGAAAAAGAAAUUGAGGACAUUGUUGAGGAAGUCACGGCAGGUUACAUUCGGGAGAAGUUGUGGUCUGCUUCCCCAGAGUUGUGUCUUCGCUUUCAAGCCACAAGCUCAGGACCCCUCCUUAGGGAAGAACACGAAGCUAGGAAAUCAUUUUUGUAUGGACAGGAAGAGCAUGUGGUCAAAAUACAGGCUUUUUGGAAGGGACAUAAACAACGGAUGUUAUAUACCAGCAGGCGGCAAACAUUCAAUGACCAUAUUCCCUCCAUUGUGAAGAUUCAGUCAUGGUUCCGGAUGAUCACAGCUCGGAGGAACCACCUUUCACGGCUGCAGUAUUUCAGAGACCAUAAAAAUGAAAUCGUGAAAAUACAGUCACUAUUGAGAGCAAGCAAAGCUAGAGAUGACUACAAAACAUUGGUUGGCUCUGAAAACCCACCAUUGUCAGUAAUCCGCAAAUUUGUGUACCUGUUGGACCAAAGUGACUUGGAUUUCCAGGAGGAGCUGGCCGUCGCACAGUUAAGAGGAGAAGUGGUGACCAAGAUCAGGGGCAAUCAACAGCUGGAGAAGGACCUGAACCUGAUGGACAUCAAGAUUGGGCUCCUGGUGAAGAACAGGAUCACACUCGAGGAUGUGAUUUCACACAGAACGAAGCUGAAUAAGAAAAAAGGUGGAGAAAUGCAAGUGCUGAAUAACACUGACAACCAGGGCAUCAAAAGUUUGAGUAAGGAGAGGAGAAAAACACUAGAAACAUAUCAGCAGCUGUUUUAUCUUUUACAGACCAAUCCUUCGUACCUGGCUAAGCUGAUUUUCCAGAUGCCACAGAACAAGUCCACUAAGUUUAUGGACACUGUUAUUUUCACACUGUACAAUUACGCUUCCAACCAGCGGGAAGAGUACCUACUCCUCAAGCUUUUCAAGACCGCCCUGGAGGAAGAGGUCAAAUCAAAGGUGGACCAGGUACAGGACAUCAUUACUGGGAACCCUACAGUCAUCAAGAUGGUCGUCAGCUUCAACAGAGGUGCCCGUGGACAGAACACGCUGCGCCAGCUCCUGGCUCCGGUGGUGAAAGAGAUCAUUGAUUACAAGUCCCUGGUCAUCAACACGAACCCUGUAGAGGUAUACAAGUCUUGGGUGAACCAACUAGAAACACAGACUGGAGAAGCCAGCAAUCUGCCUUAUGAUGUGACCCCAGAACAAGCUCUGACGUACCCAGAAGUGAAAAGUAGACUGGAGGCAUCCAGCGAGAGCCUGCGGAGGGUCACCGACCAAGUCCUGAAUUCCAUCAUCUCCUCCCUUGAUCUGCUGCCUUAUGGAUUGAGGUAUAUAGCCAAAGUACUGAAGAAUUCGAUCCAUGAGAAAUUUCCCGAUGCAACAGAAGAUGAGCUAUUAAAGAUUGUGGGCAACCUCCUGUACUACCGGUACAUGAACCCAGCUAUCGUAGCUCCCGACGGCUUUGAUAUCAUCGACAUGACAGCCGGCGGGCAGAUAAACUCCGACCAGAGGAGAAACCUGGGAACGGUGGCCAAGGUCCUUCAGCACGCGGCCUCCAACAAGCUGUUUGAAGGAGAAAACGAGCAUCUCGCAUCUAUAAACCAUUAUUUAUCAGACACGUACCAGAAGUUCAGGAAGUAUUUCAAAGAAGCGUGUGAUGUCCCUGAACCAGAAGAAAAGUUUAAUAUGGAUAAAUACACAGAUGUGGUGACAGUCAGCAAACCAGUCAUUUAUAUUUCCAUUGAAGAAAUUAUCAACACACAUUCACUCCUGUUGGAACACCAGGAUGCAAUUGCACCUGAAAAAAAUGACUUACUGAAUGAACUGUUGGAAUUGCUGGGAGAAGUACCCACUGUGGAAUCUUUCCUUGGGGAAGGAGCCGUUGACCCCAGUGACCCUAACAAGGCAAAUACACUAAGUCAGCUAGCAAAGACUGAGAUUUCCCUUUCCUUGACGAGCAAGUACGACUUGGGGGAUGGUGAAGGUGUAGAUGGCCAAAGCCUCAUGAUAAAGACCAAAAAACUGAUAAUCGAUGUGAUCCGGAACCAACCAGGCAAUACACUGACAGAAAUCUUAGAGACACCAGCAACUGAACAACAGGAAGCGGCUCAUGCCGCCGACGUGGAGAGCCGCGCAGGUCCAGCCCCCAGGGCUCCGGAGGAGAUGGAGGGUGGCCAGUCUGUGAUGGAAGAUGCACAGCUGCCCCUGGAGCAGAAGAAGAGGAAAAUCCAGAGGAACCUUCGGACACUGGAACAGAUGGGACACGUGUCUUCCAAAAAUAAAUACCAAGAGAUUCUCAGUGAGAUCGCCAAGGAUAUUCGAAAUCAGAGAAUCUAUCGUAAGCUUCGAAAAGCCGAACUGGCAAAACUCCAGCAGACCUUGAAAGCGCUUAAUGAGAAGGCAGCAUUUUAUGAAGAGCAAAUUAAUUAUUAUGACACCUACAUAAAGACUUGCUUAGACAACUUAAAAAUAAAAAAUUCUCGGAGAUCAAUCAAAAUAGACGACAAAGGAGAAGCCAAGGGGAUGAAGAGAGGGAAGCCGGUGAAGUACACGGCCGCGAAGCUGCAUGAGAAGGGUGUGCUGCUGGGCAUCGACGACCUGCAGACCAACCAGUUUAAAAAUGUUACAUUUGAUAUCUUGUCUACGGAAGAUGUGGGCAUCUUCGAUGUCAAGUCCAAAUUCCUGGGUGUGGAGAUGGAAAAGGUGCAGCUCAAUAUUCAGGAUUUACUUGAGAUGCAGUAUGAAGGAGUAGCUGUAAUGAAAAUGUUUGAUAAGGUUAAAGUGAAUGUAAACCUUCUCAUAUACCUGCUGAACAAGAAAUUCUACGGAAAGUGAAGCACCUGCGAAAUUUCGUGGAUUCUGUAUCACCUGGAUUGGGAAAUGAAUCUGUUUCAUAUUUUUGUUUUUAAACAUGAUUGAAAUCACUGCUCAUAAACGUGUGAUUUUUUUUUAAAAAAAGACCAAAACUGUUCUGAAGAAUGUACCCAUUGUGCCUUCUUGAUAAUUUGACGCUAUGGUAGAAUGACACACAAAAUGAACUGAUGUAAACACUUCCACAGUGUACUGUGGCAUAGGUACUCCGAUUUAAAACUUUGAACAUUCUGUGAUUUGUCUUAUAGUAGGGAGAAGAUGAAUUUAGCUGACUAGGGACAAACGUGCAAACCUAUUUUCUUAUGAAAAAAAUUUAAAGUGUCCCUUUUGAAUAAUGUAAUUCUUCACAGAUUUUUUUUUUAGUCUGUGGAGAAAUGGAAACCUAAUUAUUUGUAAUGAAUUAUUUAGAGAGAUACUUAGUUCUAAGCCCUGUCUUCUGGGAGUUAUCAGUUUUAAAGAGAACUUUUGUGCAAUUUUAAAUGAAGUUUUUAUAAGUAAUCGAAAGUGAUAAUACAAUAACACUUUCUGUAUAAAAGUAUAUAUUUUAUGUGAUUUAUUCCUACUAAAUGAAAUGCACUUGUGCCUCAUGGUAAAGACUCUUGCACCGAGAGCCUGUAAGUGAUUAAGGAACCACGUGAACAGUGCUCUUAGGCCCCCACCUCCACUCCUCACAAUAUAUUUGAAUAGUUCAGUUGUACCUCUCAAUUUUUGUAAUGCAAUAAAAUCAGUAUCUAGAUGGUUUUUAAGUGUAUUCUUUGAAAAUUGUUUCAUGUAAAAUAAAUGUUACUGAAUUACAUUAA